AUGGAACCAAUUGAGUUCGAAGGAAGUGGAGGAAACUCAGAGGAAGAUGUGGAUACAUCGACUGAAGGUGCAAUUGAUGGCACAGUGGAAAGGGAAAUUGUAGAUUUCAUGAAAGCUAAUGAGGAGUGCACAAAUGGUAUCAACAAAGGGCAAGUUGGAAAACCUUUGAUGACGAAUAAGGCAACCAAGCUUAGAGAGAAAGUAAAUUUCCCGAGAGUGCUGGUUGAAGUAUCCAUUGAAAAAGAGUUCCCAGACAAGAUACAAUUUGAAGAUGAAAGAAACAGGAUUAUUGAAGUCAUGAUAGGCUAUGAAUGGAAGCCGGAGAAAUGCAACCAUUGUCAAGGGGUUGAGGGAGAUGAUGGCUUCCAAUUGGUGAAUAAAGGGGUUAAGGCCAAAGAUAGAUUCAAGGAAAAGUUGCAGGGGGUAAUUAGUACUAAUCCAUUCCAAGCCCUGAGUGGCAAUGAAGAAGGGGAAAGUUCAAAAACUCAAGAGGAAAACGCAAAGAGAGGAGGGGAGGGAGAACCCCCUCUUACUAAUGUAUAA
Messenger RNA from Vicia faba (fava bean), 543 nucleotides. The record is from the annotation of a GenBank genome assembly. Lineage: Eukaryota; Viridiplantae; Streptophyta; Magnoliopsida; Fabales; Fabaceae.